AUGAAGGUUUUCGUCAGCUCGCUGGACGUGCCGAUCGGCUACCUGACCCCGAAAUUCCCUGCCAUUUUCUGGCCCCUAGGAGGCACCCUGCCCCGCUACAAUGAGCUGUUUCUAUAUUACUCCAUAGACAUCUGGAAGUUCACCGUUUACUGGGUGAUCAUUUUCUUCAGCGGAGCGUAUUUUCUCGUUGGCAUGGCUGCGGCACUUUCCAUGAAUCUCCGAGCGUAUCGAGAGCGCCAGAUCGUGGCUUCCAAGAAGAAAGCCGUGGUGGUGCAACUGGUGAUUGUUGCUUUUCUGUACUUGGUGGCUGGAGUUUCACAGGGAUUCAUGCUGGGGGCGAUUAUUGGGCUUCUUCUAGCGGCCAUUUACAGAGCCGGUGCUUUGGCCAUGAGCACGUGGAUCCCUUUCAGUUGGGGGAUGGCAUCCAUCUUGUAUCACAUCUGCUCGUCCUACUCGACGAGUCUGUUGUUGAUAUAG
This is a messenger RNA of Candidozyma duobushaemuli, 477 nucleotides long. RefSeq lists its product as uncharacterized. The record is from RefSeq and is a predicted model, not a curated record. Lineage: Eukaryota; Fungi; Ascomycota; Pichiomycetes; Serinales; Metschnikowiaceae. The coding region runs from base 1 to 477 and encodes 158 amino acids. The transcript has a single exon.